This is a messenger RNA of Yamadazyma tenuis ATCC 10573, 2046 nucleotides long. RefSeq lists its product as uncharacterized. The record is from RefSeq and is a predicted model, not a curated record. NCBI's taxonomy places the organism in Eukaryota, Fungi, Ascomycota, Pichiomycetes, Serinales, Debaryomycetaceae.
AUGAGCAACAGUAAUGGCGUAUCUAAGCUCUCGCUGUGGCAGCCCCAGCAAUCCCUUAACUCGAAUCAAUCGUCACAACAACCACAAACGCAAAGGCAGCAAAACUCACAACCACAAGCUCAAGGAUCACCGAACCAAGGAAAUCAACAAAGUCCUCCUACUCCCUUGGCCAACUAUACUUUACCCGGGGUCAUUAGCUACUUGACGAGCGAGUUUACGAACUUGGAGAGAUUCAAAAUCAUGUCUAAUUUAGAGAGAUCAGAGAUGAAAUAUCGGAUCACUCAGUUGCAGGGUGAACUAAACACUUUGAAAUACACCAAUCAUCAACAGAAACUUAGAAUUGAGAAGUUGGAAGCUGAAAAUGAUGCAUUAAAGAAUGAUAAAGGGUUUACAGUUGAUCCUCCAGAUGACCUUUCAUUGGUUGACAUCCCCGAAGUAGAUUUGCAUUUGAUCAAGGAAUCUCGUUAUCAGUUGACCAAGUCCAUGAAAGAAGUGAUCCAUUUAUUGAAAAGUCCUGUUAAUGCAAAUGUCGAUUACCUUGAAUUACCCAAUGUAACCGAUACCUCCAAUUCAUUUGAUGAAUUGUUGUCUAAUGACAACUUUGUUUUUAAUGCAUACAAUAGAUCGAACGGAGGUGCCAAUGACGAUGGAAACAAAACUUCGCUUGUCAACAAGUUUUUUAAUGACGAUUCUCACCUGGAGUCCGAAGACAACAGUGAUCCGGUCCACCUGGGCUCACUUAGCGAGAAGUUUGAUAAAAUGACCCUUGAGGCUGAAUCGCCAGUUUCGACAGAAUCUUUAGAUGUGGCUGAAAGUGAUACUGAAACGGUGAUUUUGGAUGGAAGCAAUGAUUUCAAAUUUAAUGAUAUCGAUAAUAUAGAGCCCAAUAUUGAUGAUGAAAUCAAAAAUCCUCCUCCACAACUAGUUGAGACCAAACUCACUAUUAAAAACGAUGAGUUCAAGCAUGUCAAGGUAUUUAGGAAUGCCAGUGACAAACACAUCAUGUACUUACACUACGAUAAUUUCGAAACCCCCGAUGAGUUGAGGAUUACAUUGCAUGACGCCGAAAGUGACCAGGAAGUCAUGUCAGUUACUAGCAAUACAUCAUUGAUCGAUGGGAUUGAAGAGAUUCUUGAGUUAUACAUUUUGUCUUUUGACGUUGAGAAUGAGGUUAUUCGCAUGUUGGCAGUUUACGAUUCUGGUCAAAUCAGCCAAAUCGUUUUAGAUCAGGAAGAUUCUAUGUCUAGCCUUAUUUCUAGUCCUACAUUAAAUGGCACGAAUAUUUUGUCUUCUGCAUUGGUUGAAUUUGAUCAUAAGCGAACAGGAAAGAAUAAGUCGUUUGGGUUGGCAGUGUCCUUUUCCAGUAAACCACAAGCAACCAUCAAGCUUUACGACCUAAAUGCUGGUCCUAGAAACGACAUCACAGUCAAAGAAAUUGGCUCAUAUAAUAAGAACUUCUUCAAAUUCAAAUCCGCUGUUGAAGGAUCAAAUUUUAAGAUUCUUAAAUGGUUUAAGAGUAACAGUCAACACACCGACACUCCUAAAAAGGGACAUACACAUAGCCGCUCAUUAUCAAAUUCCGAUAGUUCUUUGAGUCCGUACAACUUGGUAUUGAAUCUUGGAGGUGCCAUUUUCCUAUUCAACAUUGCCAGCAAAGUGAGCACGCCCAUCAGCGAUUUAACUACUCAUUUCAACUCGGAUCUAGAAAAUAACAACCAUAAUCUUGUGAUUCGAAGUCCAAUUGAUUCUACAUCGUUUCAAUUGGAGAUAUAUGAUUUGACGAGCAAAAACCCUGGAGAUCCCAACUAUAUUACUUGCGAUGAAGUUGAUGACCUUGAUCGCGAUCCCGAAUCGGCCUACACUACGAUUUUCUCUAGUGAUAAUGUCCUGUACAUCAUAGAAAUCCUGAAGUCCCGAUUGAAAAUGUACAAUAACUUGUUUACAUUGUUAGAGAGUUUCCCGGUGACUUAUAAAGAUGCAUACAAGGUUGGAAAUACUAUUGUGCUCCAGCAAGAUGAGGAAUUAUUGAUGUUUAGAAUUAAGUAA